AUGGAAGUAGAAUCAAACACAGGAAUACCCUUCAUUUUACAAAAAUUGAGAAUAAAUUCUGAGAAGAAAUUCAAACAUGAGAGAGUUGGAUAUGAAAUUUAAUAGUCGAUCAAGUUUUAUUUGACUCCUCUUAAUAAAAGCUUUAAAGCAUAAUAUAGUCACAUUUAUUAUAUGCGCUAUUUGAACUUGUCUAAACGAUUUGAGAAUAAUAGCAAUGAUUCUUAAUUCAUUGAGUUGAUUUAAAAAAUACAGAAUUAAUAAGGAACCAUCAAGGCAAUUGGUACGAUUUUCAAAGAAAUGAAAUUAAAACCAUAUUAUUUCUCUUCGAAUUCAAACAAAACAUUAUAAAAUUAUGUAUCUAAUGAGGAUGUAUGCUAUUUAGAAGACAGUUCAGGAAGAGUCAAAUUGCAAAUUCAUAAUGCCAUACUCUGUCUUCCAAAUAGGAAAGAUAAAAUAGUCAAUGUCAGCGAUCUUGUGACAGGAAUUACAUUGAUGAUUGAAGGGUAGAUUGUUGCAAAUAAUAUUGUGAAAGUAGAAAGGUUCUAUCUACCUUAACUUCCUGAGGCACCGCUUUUUAAGCCAUUAAAUUUAACUUCAUAUCUCUGUCUGAUUUCUGGUUUAAAUUACAAUGCCUCAGAAUGUACUACCAAGUAUCGACAUAUGAUUGAUUAUAUGUAAGGCAAUCUUUAUAGCGGAGAAGGAAGCGAAAUUCCAUAUAAUAUAUCUUAAGUCAUAAUUCUUGGGAACUUAUAUUCCAAGCUAGAGGAACCAAUUGAUUAGUAGGUACAGAAUCCUUAGUAAGACUUCAAAGGGGUGUAUAGCAAAAUAUAGUUAAACAUUAAAGGAGUUGAUGAAUUGAUUAGUUAGUUAGUAUCCGUUACUCCAGUUGCUAUAAUGCCAGGAGUAAAUGAACCAGUUUCUUAGAUGUUUCCUUAGACACCUCUGCAUAGAUCAUUUUUUCCAGAAUCCUUAGAAAAAUCCAAAUAAUUGAUAUUCUUAACAAAUCCAAGUGAAUUUUCUUUGGGAGAGUUAAAGGUACUUGGAACAAGUGGAUAAAAUAUCCAAGACAUUAAAAAGUGCUCUUUGAUAAAGGAUUAAUCAGAUGUAGAUUUAUUGGAAAUGACAUUGUUUUAUGGACAUAUUGCUCCAACUGCGCCAGAUACUUUGAUUUCAUACCCAUAGUAAAAAUAGGAUCCAUUUGUUUUAUCAGAGUUACCGAAUAUUUACUUUGCAGGAAACAUGUCAAAAUUUGGAACUAAGAUUGCUGCUGAAAAUGUAAGAAUUGUUAGUGUGCCAGCAUUUUCUGAAACUGGAACAAUCUGUUUAAUAAAUUUACAUACUUUAGAAUGUUUUCCUGUUCAUAUAUAAUGA
This is a messenger RNA of Paramecium tetraurelia, 1371 nucleotides long. RefSeq lists its product as uncharacterized. Gene Ontology annotation, molecular function: DNA binding. Lineage: Eukaryota; Ciliophora; Oligohymenophorea; Peniculida; Parameciidae. The record is from RefSeq and is a predicted model, not a curated record. Gene Ontology annotation, cellular component: delta DNA polymerase complex. The transcript has 4 exons. Gene Ontology annotation, biological process: DNA strand elongation involved in DNA replication; DNA replication.